AUGAACGCAGCGAGGCGUGUAACGCGUCAAACAGCAUCGUUCAGUAUCAAUGAUGAAAACAAAUUGCAUGGGCAAAUAUCACGGGUGAAACAAGUAUCAACACAAGCUUUGGAUGGGUUAACAAAGCCAUGGACAGCAGCAACGCGAAAACGCGCAGCUUUAGGCGAUGUAAGCAAUGUUCAUAAUAAGGAAAACCAGGCAGCAAAGACAAAAGCACAACCGUUAAGUACAAAAACACGUGUGGUGACUAAAUCUGCAGUGCAAACUCAUCAAACUAAAGAAUCUGUUCAUACAGUACCUACAGUAGAUUUGCAUGGCGAAGAAACCACACGGAAAAGGAGGACAUCAAAGGUACUGACAGAGCAAAAAUUGGUGGUCGAAGUGGAACAAACACAAGCAAGUAAAAAAGUGAGAACAGAUGGCCUUUUAAAUACAUCAGCGCAAGAACAUCCUCCAUCACAGGAUUGGGAUGAUUUGGAUGCAGAUGAUGCUCAUGAUCCGUUGAUGGUCUCGGAAUAUGUUGAAGAAAUUAUGAGUUAUAUGAGAGAAUUAGAGGUAUUAACACUUCCUUUGCCGGAUUACAUGGAUCGACAGAAAGAACUUCAGUGGAAAAUGCGAGGAAUCUUAGUAGAUUGGUUAAUAGAGGUUCAUGCGAAGUUUCGUCUUCUUCCAGAAACAUUAUUUCUUUCUGUUAAUAUUAUCGAUCGGUUUUUAUCUUUACGAGUAUGUUCCCUUCCUAAGCUUCAACUGGUAGGAAUUACUGCGCUUUUUAUUGCGGCAAAAUAUGAAGAAGUUAUGUGUCCAUCUAUACAAAAUUUUAUGUAUAUGGCAGACGGUGGAUACACAAAUGAGGAAAUUCUAAAAGCAGAACAAUAUGUCUUACAGGUUCUUGGAUAUGAUAUGUCAUAUCCAAAUCCCAUUAAUUUUCUGAGAAGAGUAUCAAAGGCAGAUAAUUAUGAUAUUCAGACACGUACAGUAGCAAAGUAUCUUAUGGAGAUUAGUCUUCUUGAUCACAGAUUUUUGCCUUUUGUACCAUCUAAUAUUGCAGCUUCAGGCAUUUAUUUGGCUAGAAUUAUGGUCACUGGUGGCAAUUGGAAUGCUAAUUUAAUACAUUAUUCGGGCUAUAAAGAAUCAGAUCUUGUUCCAUGUUCUAAAAUGAUGCUGGAUUAUCUUUCACGAUCAGUUAUAAAGCACGAAGCAUUUUUUAAAAAAUAUGCCAGCAAAAAAUUUAUGAAAGCUAGUUUAUUUGUUCGCGAUUGGGUUAAAAAACAUUAUGAUCUUGAAGCAAAUGUGCGAUUGAACACUAUUUCUUUCGAUUAUGAUAAUCAUGAACUAAGUGAAAUACAUCAGGAGUUUGACGAAGAAGAGGUAUCCCUAUAGUUAAAUGUUUUACAGACAUAUCUAUUUUUUUAUACUAGUAUAUUCUUAUAAUGAUUUGGAUAAAUAAAAUAUUUCUUGAGUUUCUGAAGGUGCGUG
Pneumocystis murina B123 is the source of this 1476-nucleotide messenger RNA. RefSeq lists its product as hypothetical. Gene Ontology annotation, cellular component: cytoplasm; cyclin-dependent protein kinase holoenzyme complex; centrosome. Lineage: Eukaryota; Fungi; Ascomycota; Pneumocystomycetes; Pneumocystales; Pneumocystaceae. Gene Ontology annotation, biological process: regulation of cyclin-dependent protein serine/threonine kinase activity; G2/M transition of mitotic cell cycle. The record is from RefSeq and is a predicted model, not a curated record. The transcript has 4 exons. The coding region runs from base 1 to 1380 and encodes 459 amino acids. Gene Ontology annotation, molecular function: cyclin-dependent protein serine/threonine kinase regulator activity.